ACUCAAAAAAUGUGCAUUAGUACGUCUGUGAGUGGCAAGUAGUGAAGAUGUCAAACUCAACGAUGGAGCAACUACCAGAAGUGUUUGUGGACCUUUAUUCGCUCAACGCGGCAUUGCUCAUAUUCAAAAUGCUAUUUGUCGCAGCUUCCACGGGCUUACUCAGACUAAAAAAGAAGAUUUCUCCAAAUCCUGAGGACGCCAGGUUCAUGGGCCAGGAUGCUCCUGCAAGUGACGACGAGGAUAUCGCCAGGGUCAGAAGGGCGCACCUGAACGACCUGGAGAACAUCCCAGCCUUCUUGUUCAUCAGCUACUUAUACCUGGCGAGUGGACCUGACGAAGGUUGGGCCACGGCUCUCAUGUGGACCUUCACGGUGGCCAGAUUCGCACACACGCUUGUCUACGCGUACUACCCUGUGCCGCAGCCGUCACGUGCCAUCGCCUUCUUCGUCGGUCUUUUCAUCUGCCUCUUCAUGACUGGAUACGUUUUCAUUAAACAUCUAUGACAAUGGAAUCCCAAUCCAUUGUCACCAAAGCUUACAUUGUAUUUUCCAGUAUAUAUUUAAUAAAUAUUUGUG
Messenger RNA from Cloeon dipterum, 575 nucleotides. RefSeq names its product microsomal glutathione S-transferase 1-like. NCBI's taxonomy places the organism in Eukaryota, Metazoa, Arthropoda, Insecta, Ephemeroptera, Baetidae. The record is from RefSeq and is a predicted model, not a curated record. Bases 48 to 503 code for a protein of 151 amino acids. The transcript has 3 exons. Gene Ontology annotation, cellular component: membrane.